Messenger RNA from Aspergillus glaucus CBS 516.65, 1221 nucleotides. RefSeq lists its product as uncharacterized. The coding region runs from base 1 to 1221 and encodes 406 amino acids. The transcript is spliced from 5 exons. NCBI's taxonomy places the organism in Eukaryota, Fungi, Ascomycota, Eurotiomycetes, Eurotiales, Aspergillaceae. The record is from RefSeq and is a predicted model, not a curated record.
AUGGCUUCUCUUCUUACUUUCUUAGGCACAGCUCAGAUUCUCGCGUUUAAGGAUGCUUUGAUGACGGCACGCGCAACACAGAUCGUCCUCGACCAUUUUCGUAAAAGUGAAUUCCCUCCGGAUCCGUUCCCACUCGACUCUUUGAGCUGCGCAGCCAAAAAACUGUCUCCUGAGGAGUACAGGCUUGUCCUCGAUUGGGAGCAUCUCGCCAAAUGCGUCGAAAAUAUCUGUUUAAAAAACACUGAAUGGGGCAAACGUGCAUGGCUAUACUGGAGAGAGAACCUUCAUCGAUCGGUAUACAGAGUCUUCCUCAUAGGCGCAGUCCUAUGUAGGAAAUACCAGGAGCCUCUGGCACCUAUUUGGUACACGGGACCUACUUGGGACCCGGAUCAUGACGAUGUCAAGUAUUUGUUGAAAUAUUCCAUCUUCAAAUUUGGUGCAUAUGAAGAGCAUGAGCCGAUUUAUGGGCCAUUGGCCGAUUUCCUACUCCAGCAGAGCAGGAAACGUGCUCACGAUCAGCGUGAUAUCCUACCAGAAGACCUAGUGUAUCACGAGGAAUCAUUGUUCCCUGAUUACAUCGAGAUAAAAGAACAUGCAAGCUUGAUAUUCGCGGACACUUUGGAAAGUUUAUUCGCAUUCAUAGCAGUCGCCGGCUACGCGCAUUGGACGAUUAUCAAAGGAGAAACCCCAAAAGACAACAUCAGCACCGAUUCUGAAGCCGAGAGUAACCCCGAAGAUAAAGACAACAACAGCACAGACGACACUCGCCUGGGCAAGAAACUCGCCGUCAUACUACCAGAGCAGUUCUACCCAGAGACAAUACACAUGCCAAAACGCGUAAACAAGGCACACAACACUCUCCUAGCGAGAAAACGAAUACGCAAAACCGCUUCGAGCCCGUUCUGCAGGCACGUGGACAAGGUUCUCUGCGGCUUACAUGAAGUCUCCGGCCAGCCGAAUGUAUAUUAUGAUUUGUGUCCGACUCCAUAUCCCCCGCUGCAGAUAUUUGAGUUCAUUUUCAGGAGAUUUCUAAGUCUUCGCUUCGCUGAAGAUGCUUUUAGCAUUCUACCUCCCGGCUCGCCACCUAAGGUGUUUUUGAAUAGGAUUGAGAGUGGAGAUAUUUACUCGGAGGUUGAUGAGCAGUUACCGGAGGGUGGGAUAACGAUGUUCGAACCUAAUAAUUGGGCGGAUUUUGAUGCGCAUUUCUUUUCUAUGCGCUGA